AUGCCAAAUCUCCAAUUCUUUUACCUGCAGAACGUGAAGGACUGUCCUGGCUCGCAGACCAGUGACCAUCAUCUUUCAGCUACUGAUACAGCACUCGUCCAGCUGUUGACAACCUCCACGCUUGAUUCAACGGAGCCUCUUCUCCUUGGUUUGCAGUGUCUUCAUCUUGCUUACCCCUGCCAGGAAGAUGAUCAUGGCACGCGUGCCAAUGUAUAUGCUGAAAUGGUUCGAACGCGUGCUGCAAUGCGGAGAAGAAGACGCAUGCUUCCUUCGUCUUCAGGAGCGUUCUUCGAGUUCGCCCUCUCCUCAGAGCGUCAACAGGAUGCUGAAACUGUAGAACCUUAUAUUCUAUCUACGAUUUCAAAGAUUCGUUCGGUGAGUACACCAGAAUGCGUCGUUGAAGCAUCCAUAAUCGAAUGA
Cyclocybe aegerita is the source of this 420-nucleotide messenger RNA. The record is from the annotation of a GenBank genome assembly. NCBI's taxonomy places the organism in Eukaryota, Fungi, Basidiomycota, Agaricomycetes, Agaricales, Hemipholiotaceae.